CGGUGGGGAGGAGGGGUCGUGUUUAGCUGCAGUUGAGUGUGAUCGGUGAGGGUGUCCGGAGCUCGCCAGGUCGGGGACCCUGACAUCUGGGGUGCCGCCUCCCGCGAGGAGCCAAGGGAAGGGACGCUGCCCGGCCAGGUGAAAAUGAGCUCUUCAAUACGAAGAAAAGGCAAGCCAGGCAAAGGAGGUGGUAAAGGGUCUUCGAGAGGAGGAAGAGGAAGCAGGAGUCACAGUAAUAAACCACAUGGGGGCUGCGGUGGAGGUGGCGGUGGCGGCAGUGGCAAUAGAAAAGCAUCAAGUAGAAUUUGGGAUGAUGGCGAUGACUUUUGUAUCUUCACUGAAUCAAAGCGUUCAUCCAGACCCAGCAGUAGUAACAUAAACAAAGGAGAGACACGCCCUAAAUGGAAGCCCAAAGCCAAAGUACCUCUUCAGACUCUGCAUAUGACCUCAGAGAAUCAAGAGAAAGUAAAAGCCCUUCUGCGGGACCUACAAGAACAAGAUGCGGACGCUGGAUCUGAAAAAAGCAUUUCUGGGGAAGAAGAUGAUGACGAGCCUGAUUGUGGUGAUGGGGAACAACACUGGCCAGGUGGACAAGGGCCUUCCCUUGUUUCUGACUCUGAGCCUUGGGAGUAUACUGGCUCCCACACAGCACAGCCGCGUGUUCCAGAGAUUGCCGUCUCACCAUUUGCAGUGCAUAAACUUUCCAGGUACGGCUUCCACACUGAGCGCUGCCAUGCGGCCCUGGGGGCCUGUGAUGGGGACAUGGGGGCGGCACUAGAGCUGCUGCUCAGCCAGUGCUUCUCGGAGAGAUUCGGAGAGAGGAUGAAGGUCUCGGAGGCAGCUGGCCACGCGCGCUGGGACGAGUGUGUGGAGCAGAGACAGGAAGAAGCACUUGCUCUCAAGUCAAUAUGUGGGGAGAAAUUUAUAGAAAGAAUUCAGAACCGAGUCUGGACCAUUGGAUUGGAACUGGAGUAUUUAACAAAACAAUUCUGCAAGUCCAAGCAAAAGGAAAGUGCCAAAAAUGUACAGGACACUUCACCUGAAACCUGUAAAUUUUACCUCAAAGGAAAUUGUAAAUUUGGAUCAAAAUGCAAAUUCAAACACGAAGUGCCCCCAAAUCAAAUUGUUGGAAGAGCAGAAAGAAUUGUCGAUGAUUCUCAUCUCAAUGCUGAGGAAGAUGCACCUUUUUUAUAUGAGCUUGAGAUUCGAUUUUCUAAGGACCACAAAUACCCCUAUCAAGCUCCCCUUGUGGCGUUUUAUUCCACCAAUGAGAAUCUACCUCUGGCUUGUCGUUUACAUAUCUCUGAAUUUCUUUUUGGCAAGGCCUUGACACUUGCAAAAACUUCAGAACCUGUUGUAUAUUCCUUGAUAACACUUUUAGAGGAAGAGUCAGAAAUUGCCAAGUUACUAACAAAUACCCAUCACAAAUAUAGUGUCCCGCCUGUGAACUUCGUGCCAGUCCCUUCUGGGAUGAGGAUAAAUAAUCCUGCCUGCUGUAAACCUGUGAUUCCAAAUAAUUCUUUUCUUUCAAGUCAAAUUCCAGAAGUUGAAGAGAUGUCAGACCCCGAGGAGGAAGCAGGUGGGGAUGAAGGCCCUGCACCAGUCUUGGUGGAGAAUGAAAGCUACGCAAAUCCAAAGAAAAAGAUUGACAAAAGAUCUGACUGGCAGGCAAAACCACUACAUGCUGAAAACGGUAAAAUCUGCAAACAGUUCCGAAUGAAACAGGCUUCUGGACACUUCCACUCAAUUCUGCAAGAGAGACGGUCGCUUCCUGCUUGGGAGGAAAGAGAAACCAUCCUUAAAUUGUUGAGCAAGCACCAGGUGGUUGUCAUAAGUGGUAUGACCGGAUGUGGAAAAACCACACAGAUUCCACAGUUUAUUCUGGAUGAUUCUCUGAACGGGCCACCUGAGAAGGUGGCGAACAUCAUCUGUACACAGCCCCGACGAAUAUCUGCCAUCUCUGUUGCUGAACGCGUUGCUAAGGAACGAGCAGAAAGAGUGGGUCUGACUGUGGGAUACCAGAUUCGGUUAGAAAGUGUCAAGUCCUCAGCCACCAGGCUGUUGUACUGCACCACGGGAGUGCUGCUGAGAAGGCUCGAAGGGGAUGCAGCUCUGCAUGGAGUCACCCAUAUCAUUGUUGAUGAAGUCCACGAGAGGACAGAGGAAAGUGACUUCUUGCUGCUAGUUUUGAAGGACAUUUUGUUGCAGAGACCAACGCUUCAAGUCAUUCUGAUGAGUGCAACUUUAAAUGCUGAGCUCUUUUCAGAGUACUUCAACUCCUGUCCAGUUAUUACUAUACCAGGUCGUACAUUUCCUGUUGAUCAAUUUUUUCUGGAAGAUGCAAUUGCUGUGACAAGAUAUGCAUUGCAGGACGGGAGCCCUUACAUGCGGUCCAUGAAGCAGAUUGCCAAGGAAAAGCUGAAAGCCAGGCGUAACAGAACUGCAUUUGAAGAGGUAGAGGAAGACCUGAGACAGUCCCUUCACCUCCAGGACCAGGGGUCCAUCAACGAUGCAAUGCCAGAUCAGCAGUUAGAUUUCAAGCAGCUCCUAGCCCGCUACAAAGGGCUGAGCAAAUCAGUCAUCAAGACGAUGUCAGUUAUGGAUUUUGAAAAGGUGAACCUUGAAUUAAUAGAAGCCUUGUUAGAGUGGAUUGUGGAUGGCAAGCACUCCUACCCUCCAGGUGCAAUACUUGUAUUUUUACCAGGACUCGCAGAAAUCAAAAUGCUUUAUGAACAGCUACAGUCUAAUUCUCUUUUCAACAAUAGACGUAGUAAUCGAUGUGUUAUUCACCCACUUCACUCAUCUUUAUCCAGUGAAGAGCAGCAGGCUGUGUUUGUGAAACCUCCAGUAGGUGUAACUAAGAUUAUAAUCUCCACCAACAUUGCUGAGACAUCCAUAACCAUCGACGAUGUUGUCUACGUCAUCGACUCUGGGAAGAUGAAGGAAAAGAGAUAUGAUGCCAGCAAAGGGAUGGAGAGUCUGGAGGACACGUUUGUCUCACAAGCCAAUGCCCUGCAGAGGAAAGGCCGGGCCGGCCGUGUUGCCUCGGGGCUUUGCUUCCAUUUGUUCACCAGCCACCACUACAGCCACCAGCUUUUAAAACAGCAGCUACCAGAAAUACAAAGAGUGCCACUGGAACAGCUGUGUCUGAGAAUUAAAAUUUUAGAAAUGUUUAGUGCUCAUAGUCUUCAAUCUGUGUUCUCACGUCUCAUUGAACCUCCACAUGCUGAUUCUCUUCGCGCCUCAAAGAUACGAUUGCGAGACCUGGGAGCCUUAACCCCAGAUGAAAAACUGACCCCACUGGGCUAUCACUUGGCCUCUCUGCCUGUCGACGUAAGAAUCGGCAAACUGAUGCUGUUUGGAUCUAUUUUCCGCUGUCUGGAUCCUGCCCUCACUAUUGCUGCCAGCUUAGCCUUUAAGUCUCCUUUUGUGUCUCCCUGGGAUAAAAAGGAGGAGGCUAACCAAAAAAAGCUGGAAUUUGCAUUUGCAAACAGUGAUUAUCUGGCCCUUUUACGUGCAUAUAAGGGAUGGCAGCAGAGUACAAAAGAAGGUCCUCGUGCGGGCUACAACUACUGCAGACAGAACUUCCUGUCCGGGAGAGCGCUGCAGGAAAUGGCAAGCCUUAAAAGGCAGUUCACGGAACUGUUGUCAGAUAUAGGGUUCGUAAAAGAGGGACUCAGAGCAAGGGACAUUGAAAAAUGGGCCCAAGGAGGAGAUGGUGUCCUAGAUGCCACAGGAGAAGAGGCAAACAUAAAUGCGGAGAACCCCAAGCUAAUAUCAGCAAUGCUUUGUGCUGCUCUGUAUCCAAAUGUCGUGCAGGUAAAGGCCCCAGAAGGAAAAUUUCAGAAGACCAGUACUGGAGCUGUCAGAAUGCCACCAAAAUCAGCUGAGUUGAAGUUUGUCACCAAGAGUGAUGGAUAUGUCCAUAUUCAUCCUUCCUCAGUGAAUUAUCAGGUCAGACACUUCGACAGCCCCUACCUGUUGUACCAUGAGAAGAUCAAAACGAGCCGGGUAUUCAUCCGAGACUGCAGUAUGGUAUCUGUGUACCCCUUGGUCUUGUUUGGAGGAGGCCAGGUGAAUGUGCAGCUUCAGAGGGGAGAGUUCGUUGUCUCCUUGGAUGACGGUUGGAUCCGUUUUGUAGCUGCUUCCCACCAGGUGGCUGAGUUGGUAAAGGAACUUCGUUGUGAACUGGACCAGCUCCUCCAAGAUAAAAUUAAGAACCCAAGCAUAGACCUGUGUUCCUGUCCUCGGGGCUCCCGGAUCAUCAGCACAAUUGUGAAACUUGUCACCACACAGUAAAGCCUUGUGCUAAGAGAGUGCUUGCUCUUCACCUGCCUCUGGCUCCCCCGGAAGUCACAGCAGCCUUUCUACCUCCACUAGAAACCUGAGCUGGGCUGGCCCUAGGGAAGCAGGGCUGGGUGCUCAGGUCGCACAGGUCACAAACUGAAGGGGCUUUCCACACUUGGUGUUUCUGACAGAGUGGGGACACUCCCAGCACAAUUUGGAGCGUCAGUGAUGGAACAGUCUGAAACCCAGCUAGCCACUUUUUCUCUGUGAUUGUUCUAGACGGAAUGAAAUUCACCUAAUAACAUAAAAGUGAAUGUUUAAUGCAAUUCUGCAUUAAUCUAUAUAUUCCCUUUCUUCUACUUUCUAUUAUGUAUACAUAAACAGUGUAUUCUUUUCUCUUGUUUUUUAUCAGGCAUGAGGAGAAAUAGUUGUUUGGGUUGUUUGGUUUUUGUUUUGUUUUGUUUUGUUUUGUCUUUCCUCCUGUCAUUAUAAAGGUUUAAUUGCAAGAACUCAGAUCAGAGCAGGAAAAACAAAUCAUGUGAGCAAGAAAAAUAAAAACUUCAUUUUAGACAAA
This is a messenger RNA of Jaculus jaculus (lesser Egyptian jerboa), 4861 nucleotides long. It is a transcript of the gene Dhx57, whose product is annotated as DExH-box helicase 57. Gene Ontology annotation, cellular component: intracellular anatomical structure. The transcript is spliced from 24 exons. Bases 145 to 4299 code for a protein of 1384 amino acids. Lineage: Eukaryota; Metazoa; Chordata; Mammalia; Rodentia; Dipodidae. The record is from RefSeq and is a predicted model, not a curated record. Gene Ontology annotation, molecular function: ATP binding; RNA binding; protein binding.